GACGCAAACGUCAUAACGAGCUGUAUAGAGUUUCGCCUAGUCCCUGUGAUCUCACUUCCCUCAUCAACAACAAGUCCAUAGCACAAUGUAAGCAUUGGACCGAUCAUGCUCCAACCUCUAGCGUCUGCCAUACAUUCAUGACGACAAGGGUACAUGCUGACCAACCGUCCUGCGACUGUCCACAGCUGAAACAUGACUCAAGGAUCUCGUACUACCGCAUUCACAACUAAGUUGUGGUAAAGACCUCAAACUGGCUGCUGAGAUUUUUAGCGCCAUAUAAAAACAUCAUGAUCGCUGCAGGUCACUCUCUCUUGUUCAGUCCAGGUAAUUCAAUAGAAGACGCAGCAACAUGACAUCUCUCAAUCUUCAGAGACUGAUCAGCCCGAUGGCCCUUUCCAAAGAAGAUGCCUUGAUCCCCUCCAGCCCGAUCAUGCCUGCACCGCUGAAGAUGCACUCUGUGCUCGUCGAAACCCGACCACUUCCAGAGGCUGUGGACAUCUCUCUGCCUCCAUCGCCCAUGACCGAGGGUCCUUCACCCAUGACCGAGGGUCCUUCACCCAUCAACCCUUCGCCGAUUGAAUCUGACGAGAACGAGCACAAGCCGCUUCGUAAAAGCUCCGCCCUGGAGACUCUGAGGGAGCUCAAUGCUGCAGAGCAGAAAAAACAACAAGCUCCUGCCAUCCCGCCCAAGAGCGCUCACCGUGGUGCAAAGAAGACUAGCUGGUUGUCCAAGCUGAUCGGAAGAGUGUCAUGUUCCAGCAUCAGCAAUGGAAGUAGCGUCGACGGCUAUAGCAUGCCUAACAAGCCUGUGACUCUACCGAGACUUCGCAAGACCAAGUCCACGGAUGCCAAACGCGGUGGAGGUGAGGUUGGAAGAGUGGAAAGACGUGGGAACAUCGACACUGGACUGGUCAGCAGGAUGGAGGCGUACAGUAUGGCAGAGCAAGGAAACGCUUUGUUGCUCAACCACCCUAAUCCCGGUGUCAGCCCUGGACACUGCCAACAGUAGUCCAGAAACACGGUGACGCCGGCAUCACAUGUGGACAAUCGGCCAAGUCUCCUUGUCUCCCUGCUGGACACUCAGAACACGAUCUCAUGACGUGACGGUGUCAAGCCAUGACGAAGGCGAUGAUUUGAGUUAUUUCCUAUUCAAGGUGCGCGUCAUCCAACCGUGAUGCUUGGACUCGAUUUUCUCGAAGUUUGGAAAGUUCUAUAUCUACCUCAGCACGUGGCGGGAACAACCUCACGUACCAAACAAUCCAGAUAGUCGGAUAGUCGAGCUCACUUUUACUCUUUCAUGUUCUCUGCUUGUACUUUUUUGUUUUCUUUUCCGUUUACCAACUCCAGAAACACUUAGCAACAUAGUACAGAAUUAAGAGCAACGUUGACGCGGA
Molecule: messenger RNA, 1394 nt
Organism: Aureobasidium subglaciale EXF-2481
Lineage: Eukaryota; Fungi; Ascomycota; Dothideomycetes; Dothideales; Saccotheciaceae
Exons: 1
Coding region: 350-1009 (219 amino acids)
Source: RefSeq, a predicted model, not a curated record